UUGUCAUGUGUAUUGGUGAACUGUCAAACAUUUGAAAUAACAAAUUUGCGCCUUGCAACAAAACAUCACAUCAUCCAGUUUAGCGGAGUGCAACAACAAAAUUCGCAACAAUUGCGAUUGAAUUGUAAGCAUGGUGUGCAUGAACGAGCUCUUGGUGCAACUAAAGAUUUCGAAUAAUAUGGAUUUCUGCAGCGAUUUGGCGAACAUUCAGUCGAUUUUCAACUACGCAAAUGAGUACAUCAAACCAUUGACAAAGAUUCGAUUCCGAGGAGGCAAUGAACCGUACAUAGCGGAUAUCGUCGCAAAGGUGUUGGCACUUUUCAAUCGAAAAGGCUAUUUUGAUGCGGCCACCUCCCGACCGUUGCCUGAAUACGAUGAACAAUUGCGGAAAAUUGUAUUCUACCUUAUGUUGAACACCGAAGCCACUUUCAAGUACGAUCUGAUUACGGAUCACAGUGUGUGCCACUUGCUGAAUACACUGCCUGCACUGCCGAAGGCACUUUUGCAUGCGUGCAUUUGGGGUCUACAUCUUGAGCGACACUUUUGCGACAUUAUUGCAUACACACCGAUCUGGUUUGCGUAUCAGUUCAUCGACAAUGUGGUGGAAAGUCUGAAAUAUGCCGAUCCCUACGAGACGUUAGAGCGUGUCGAUCAAUUGGUACGUGCUGUGUACACAAAUAUCGCACGCUCGGAUUUCCGUCAAAUGGAGGCAGUGGACAAAAAAAUCAUUCUCAACAAAUACUUCGAUGUGACAAUGGAUUUGAUGCGCCACUUCUAUUCGCCGGAUGCGGAAAAGUUUGAGAAAUGGUCGAAGAACAAAUAUCGCAAGUACAUGGGAUUUGUGUUGAAGCAUAAUCUCAAUAUGAUUGCGCAUUGUUUCGAAUUAUUUCAAAAGCGGCCAUCACUCAAAUGUGAUCCGAUUGAAUACAAUAUCUUUGCGUUGAUGGGCGAACGUGAGCCAUUGACUGAUGACCGUCGUGAGAGUUACAGUGACAUCGUUCGCGAUACAUUACACCAGAUGAACACAACGCUACUCAACUCGCUGCAGUACAAUGUGAUGCAGGUGGAUUGCAAUGCAUUCAUGUACUGGGUUGAGGUUGACAUCGACGAAGAAUACACACUACAGCGGCUGGUCGGCGAAGCAGCCUAUACUGUUGAACAAAUGAUCAAUUUGAAUGAAUGUUUCACGCACGAUGUGUCCGCUCAAUUGAAAGCGAUUGUGAUAAAACCACUCACCGUUCCCGAGAUGAUUGCCCGCAUCGAAACCAUCGGCGAAUGGAUUGAGAAAUUGGAAAAUUUGGCCGAUACAAACAACGAACACAUUGAACUAUGGUUAAAUGGAUUCAUCGAUCAGGGUGUAUUGGUGUUGGGCAACACAGAAUGCUUAGAAGCACUUGAGCUACACACAAAAUCCCUGACUAUUCCAGUUGUCAUACGAUUGAUUGAAUUUGCAUCGGUCGCAGGCGCCGAUGAUGAAGGCUGUGUCGAAGAGAAGCUCAUUGAAAUCUGUCUGAAUUCAUUCGAUCAAUUCUCGACCAAGCAAAUAUUCGAACUGAUCCAGUAUGCGAUUGAUGAGCAAAAAUGUGCGUUCGGCAACUUUCAACUGGAUAAUUUCGAACAAUUUCUCAUCGAAGUGUUUAAUAAGACCACGUUCACACAGAAUCGAAACGCUUACUUGAAGCUUCUGUUCCAGAAUCCACAGUUAUUCUAUGCGAAGCUUUUCGACGAAGCCCUCACCACCGACAUGCAAAUGCAACACAUGCUCGAAAUACUCAACGAAACGUCAACGAUUUUCAAGAAUUUCGUCACCAAUCAACUUGAUAGCCUCAUCGAACGUGAGAAGAAUGCCGACGAUUCAUGGGAUUUGCUGCCAAAGCUGUUGGCGAAUUUGUUUUUCAUCGAAAUUCUGAAGCCAUCCGAAUUUAUCGUUGACAUUCUUUACAAGCGUCAUUUGGUCGAUGCCAUGAAAAAUUCCGACUAUGAUCGACUCGAGCUACUAAUCACAACGCUCAAUAUUAUCGCUGAAAAAUUCAAAUUCGAUGGUAUGUGCCCGCCACUUUUGGUCAUGAGCUCACAGCUACUUGAAUUGUGCCGAUGGAAUCUCACCAAGUUCACCGAUCAAUUGGUGUCGAUUGUCACAAAAACCAUCGCAUUCAUAGAUGCCAUUUUAAAGGUUUUCCUGCCGACCGCAUCACAAAAUGAAAAAUCAUGGAUCAUUCCGAAGCUGGCAUCGUAUGGCCCACUCACGCGCUACUACUUCCAGAAGUUGGCAUUGCCAACAGGGACACAACCAAGGAAAUUGGACGAAUUCUUGUGGCCAAACAAUAAGAAACAGGUGGAUAAACAAGAUUGCGUCAAAUUUUUGUGCGAAUACUUUGUACGGUGCACAGCCAAAGAGAUCAGCUGGUUGGCCAAGAACAAGACACUUUUGCCGCAUUUCUGGGAAGCAUUUGAAUUGAUCUCAACGAUUGCCAUGCGAUCGAACCAGGAAAAUGAAGUCAACUGUCUGAAGUAUUGCUGCAACGCAUUCUUAUCGAUUGUUCAGAAAAAUAUGCUAUCAUCAGUUGAAUCAGAUAUCAAUCGGGCAAAUUUGGUGGACAAAGUCAUCAAGCUACUGUGUGAUUUGAAAUCAAUGCCAUUCUUCAGCGAUCUGGUGACCAGUGUGCAACCAGUUCUUGUGAGCAACAUCAACAAAUGCAACGAGCCGGAAUCAAAAGAUCUAUUGCGACAAGGUGUCGAGUCGUUACUCACUCACUUACCAGAUUCUGAAUCAAAAACGCUGCUCACCCAAACUCUCAACAAACUCUAACCAGAGCACAAAUGAAGUCUGAAACAUUUUAUUGUUGAACGAGAGUUUGAAUAAAAAAAAAUCCACGAUUUUUAUACGAGAAUUACAA
Messenger RNA from Sitodiplosis mosellana (orange wheat blossom midge), 2897 nucleotides. RefSeq lists its product as uncharacterized. The record is from RefSeq and is a predicted model, not a curated record. The transcript is spliced from 3 exons. Lineage: Eukaryota; Metazoa; Arthropoda; Insecta; Diptera; Cecidomyiidae. Bases 131 to 2809 code for a protein of 892 amino acids.